UCAAAAUUUCUUAUUUUUUAUUUCUCAAUCUCGGUCUAAAAAUACACGACACCAAAUCCCUAAAACCUAGGCGGCUUCAGCGAGAAUCGGAAAUAUCAUUUAUGCCAAAACGGCAAAAUUCCCAAAAUUCUUCUUCUACAAGAAAAUGAAUUUUGAUUCAGAUUCUGGGGCUCUUCCGCACAAUUCAGCCCCAUUAACGAAACACGGCAAGUUAUUGCUUCUCCCCGCAAAUCUAUGAAAAACCUACUUAUGCUUCAAUAUCUGAAGAUGUCAUUCCGACAGGCGUCAAGGGUUUUCAGUUCAUCCGUUAUUCGGGACAGAUGCUACAGGAAGGAAUAGUUCUUGUAUCCCAGGCUAUUUACCUUUAUAGACCAUUCAUAAUGAGCAUCUAUGGCCUAUUCCUUGGAGGUUUCAGUAUCGGAGUUAUGCAAAAAUGCCAGACUUUAAGGAUGGCAGGCUCACAAGAAACAUUUUGGAAGAAGAAGAGUCAUUGAGUUCUCAGUCAUGGCGAAGCUAUAUCAUUCCUACUGCAGCUGUAAUAGUGUUAAUCGGAGCAGGUGCUUUCAUUCACUACAAUGAUGAGAAGCGCGCAAUUCCAAAAGGCUCAGAACGAAGCACUGGCAUUGGAAAAGCUGAUACCAAUAAGCCGGCAAUAGGGGGGCCAUUUAAGCUUUAUGACACUGAAAAUCAUUUGGUAACGGAGUCCAAUCUUCGUGGAAAUUGGAUACUAUUGUACUUUGGGUACACUUCUUCCCCUGAUAUUGGGCCUGCAGAGGUUGAUAAGAUGGCCAAAGCCAUUGAUAUAUUAGAGUUUCAACAUAAUAUAAAGGUUAAACCUGUUUAUAUCACCAUUGAUCCUCAGCGAGAUUCUCCCGAUCAACUCCAGGCUUACCUCAGUGAAUUCGAUUCAAGAAUAAUAGGACUAACCGGACCAAUUUCAUCUGUGAGGCAGAUUGCACACGAGUACCGGGUUUUCUUUAAGAAAGUCGAUGAGGAAGGCCAAGAUUACCUUGUUGAAUGUUCACAUAACAUGUAUCUUCUGGAUCCUAACAUGGAUACAGUGAGGUCGUUUGGCGCAGAAUAUGAUGCAUCACAGUUAGCUGAUGGCAUAUUAUAUGAGGUGAAGAAAGCAACUCGGUGAUGAACUCAUCUGGUUCUUCACUUCUUUUUCUCAGUGAUUUCAAGAAAAAUAAUGAUUGCAUUUUAUGUUGAAACCUCCAAAUUACAGCACAUUGAUGAGAAGGUAUCACCUUCUACUGUUAAUGCAGCUGCAAGCAAAUUCAUUAGGAGAUUCCCUUCCCAAUUCACGUAUCUAUGAUCAGUCAUUUUAUUCUGAAUACAAUUUAACAAGAUGACCUUGUAAUUUCUAUGAGCUCUCUUUUUCUCCUCUUUUCCAAACUUUUAGGGUUUAGUCCAACGAAAGUUUUGUCAAAAGUCAUUGUAUUGCUACAGGCAUUUCAAUUCCAUUUGAUGUUUAGUUUUACAAAAACAAAGAAAAGAAAAUAAGACUUAGCUCUUGUAGUCCUUAAAUGCAAAAUUUUUCUUCAAGAAGUUGUGAUAGAAAUGACUAAA
Messenger RNA from Dendrobium catenatum, 1572 nucleotides. Its product is annotated as protein SCO1 homolog 2, mitochondrial. Bases 434 to 1141 code for a protein of 235 amino acids. Gene Ontology annotation, biological process: mitochondrial respiratory chain complex IV assembly. The record is from RefSeq and is a predicted model, not a curated record. The transcript is spliced from 9 exons. Lineage: Eukaryota; Viridiplantae; Streptophyta; Magnoliopsida; Asparagales; Orchidaceae.